Zerene cesonia (dogface butterfly) is the source of this 2301-nucleotide messenger RNA. RefSeq names its product protein arginine N-methyltransferase 7 (gene Art7). Lineage: Eukaryota; Metazoa; Arthropoda; Insecta; Lepidoptera; Pieridae. The record is from RefSeq and is a predicted model, not a curated record. Gene Ontology annotation, biological process: peptidyl-arginine methylation. Gene Ontology annotation, molecular function: protein-arginine omega-N monomethyltransferase activity. Bases 128 to 2272 code for a protein of 714 amino acids. The transcript has 9 exons.
UCUAUGUCAAAAGUUUAACUCAUGUUUUCCUCGUGAGAUACUCAAAUAAAAAUAUGCAAAAUUAAAUAACAAUUUGCAUGAGUGUUUAUUUAUUUCAUUUAUAAAAAGGCUAGUCUUUGUAAUUUUGAUGCCGAGUAUUAUUUACGGAAAAUUAUAUAAGUUAAUAACAUCAAAUAUAUCCAAAAGGUUUACGAGCACAAUAAAUAGGGACAAAAUGCAAGUGUUUACGCAGAAAAGGAACCCUUUAACCGGCAGUACAGAAUGGGAUGUCCAACACGAAGACUAUGAUUAUCACCAGGAAAUAGCACGGUCUGCGUUUGCUGAUAUGCUUCACGAUACUGAGAGGAACAAGAAAUAUUAUCGAGCUCUACAACUGGCUAUAGAAAAGAUGCACACAGAGGGAAAGAAGGCCAAUGUUCUAGAUAUUGGUACUGGAACUGGGCUAUUAUCAAUAAUGGCAGCAAAAUGUGGUGCAGACUCAAUAACAGCUUGUGAGGCUUUUAAGCCUAUGGCAGACUGUUGUCUUAAAAUACUGCAGCGUAAUGGGGUAGCAGAUAAGAUUAAGGUCAUACCUAAAAGAUCAACUGAGUUGGUGGUUGCAGAGGACGGAGAUAUGAAGGAGAGGGCCAAUAUACUUGUUACUGAGGUCUUUGACACUGAAUUGAUCGGUGAAGGAGCACUGUCUACAUUUGAUCAUGCCCACAAGCAUCUUCUAGAGAAAGAUUGUAUUGUUGUACCAGAUUCGGCUGUUAUAUAUGCACAAGUUGUGGAAUGUCCAACGUUACAGAAAUGGAACAAAUUGAAUGAUUUGGCUAAUGAGGAUUUAGAAAUAAUAUUGAGGACUCCUUCUAAGAUGAAAGCAUGUGCCGGUUCAGCAGCUGUACAUGAUAUACAAUUAUCGCAAUUGCCUCGAAAUGCCUUUACAGAGAUUUCCGACCAGAUUCCUGUAUUUUAUUAUGAUUGGUCAGGCCGUUCAGCUAUUAAUAUGAAGAGGACUGUUAAACAACAGUUCACUGUGAUGGCUACAGCCAAUGCCCAGAUUGUGUUUAUGUGGUGGGAGCUUAAUAUGGAUACAGAAGGUAAAAUUGUAUUAAGUUGUGCCCCAUGGUGGAGUCAUCCAGAUGCUGAUUUGUCAUCCGAAAGACCGCAAGACUCUAUACCAUGGCGCGAUCAUUGGAUGCAGGCAGUGUACUAUCUUCCACAACCUAUUUCCGUGCAAAAGGACUCAGAAGCAACUCUAGUCUCUUGUCAAGAUGAAUAUUCCUUAUGGUUCUAUUUAGAAAACCAUGAAACAAAGUACACAAAGUAUGUACGACCAAUAUGUGAGUGUGGUGUUCAUAUGGCAUUAUCAAGAACCCAUGUGUCGUAUUUGAAUGAUGGAAGACGAAGUAAAAAGAUGCUAGCACAGAUAAAAGAAGAUUUAGUAAGAGACGCAAUUGUACUAGACUUAAAUGGAAGUAGUUUUCUUGGACUUGCUGCAGCGAAAAUGGGCGCGAAAAUGGUGUACAUUAUGGAAAAUAUGCAUUUACACAUAAGCAUUUUGAAUGAUUAUUUGAAGGAGAAUUCAAUAGACAAUGUGAAAAUUAUAUCAGAGCCAAGUGAAGAGAUUCUUAGUGAAGUUACAAAUGUUAUUUGUGAUCCGAAUUUUAGUAGUGCAAUAUUACCGUGGGAGAAUUUAAAGGUUGCUUAUCUUUUGCAUAAAUACAGAAGUAAUUUGAAGGAAAGUGUGGCUAUUAUGCCGGAAGUCUGUGAAUUUUGGGCGAUGCCGGUUGAGUUUAAUGAUUUGCAUAAAAUAAGGAUACCAUUAAAUGUUUGUGAAGGGAUCCAUAUGGGAAUAUUUGAUGAGCUGGUCGAGAAUUCACGAAUAAUAAGUGAUGCAGAAAUCGAGGCUCAGCCUCUCUGGGAGUAUCCUUGCAAAUGUAGUGGGCAGCCGAAGAAACUUCUAGAAGUACAUUUGAAAGAUCUUAAAGCAACAUUUGCAACAGACGGUGUGAACACGAUAGCAGAAUCGUCUGACGGUAGUUUCGCAGUGAAUGGCUUCGCAAUAUGGGCGGUUUGGAUAAUUGGUGGCAAACCAAUAAGUACUGGGCCAACAGAGUGGCCCAUCAUUGGCCAACAAGUGCAAUGGGAUAUGCAUUCAAGACAGGGUGUGAAAAUCUUAAAAAAUGCCCAAAUAGUGUCAAGUGCGGACAAAUGGAAUUAUCAAGUUGCGUGUGAUUUGGAGAAGGGACAGUUCAAUAUGGUGAUCGAUUUGGUUGCUACUGAAUCAUAAAUUGUUACAAUAAAUGUACGUUAUACUUU